UGAUUUGAAAUGUGGGGCUAUAUCUAUAGGAUGAGUUUUUAGAAUUGGAAGGUUCUAUAUAAAGAUUUGUUCUUUCAUUUGUUCUUUCAUUCACUUAAUAUUUGUUGAGUACCCAUUAUGUGCCAGACACUGUGGCAGGUACCAGGAAUCCAGUUUUCAACAAGUCAGAUAUGAUCUCUGCCUUCUGAAAUGUUACUACUCUAGUGAGGGGAAACACAUUUCCAAGCAAAUAUAAUAAUUACAAAAUUGUAUACAUGAGGAAACUAAAAAGGGGAUCAAAUAGAGAAUAAAUUGGAAGUGCUUUAAAUAAAUUCAGGAAAGCUUCUUAGAGCAAGUGAUAUUUAAGCUGAGAACUAAAGGGAUGUACAUGGUUAGCCAUUAGGUGUAGGACAGGGAGACCGAGGCUGUUCAAAGCCUCAUCCACUGGGACAUGAGUUCAGAAUCUGUAGGGAAGGUGAUGACCACUGAGCAGGGGCAGAGGGGAAGAGGGGCAGAGGGGCAGAGAAGUAGAGCUAAAGCAAAGAGGGAGGCAAAUGGGAAUGUAACAUGUCAGAGAGAAUGAGUGAGUCACUAAAGACGAGGCCGGUUAGGGGAGGGGCUGGUAGUGAAGAGAGGAGAGUUAGGGAAAAUAGUACUUAUGAAGGACUAGUGACUAUGUUUAGAGGGAUUUGGGCUGAAUCUCUAUAACUGGCUGAAUUCAGAUAGGUGAACAGGAAAAGAGGCCAGUUCCUCCCUGAUACUUUGGGAAUGAAAGACCUCUCUAACUGGUUUGAGGGAGGCACAGCCUUGCCCACAGGCAGAGAGUGGAUGAAAAGCCUUGAGAAGAGCCCACCUGUGCCUGUAGUAGAGCCUCCUUCAUCUUUUCUUGAUUUGGGCAAAAUGGAGACUUCCAAAAUAAAGAUGACAUUGAAGGGACUCAGGCAGCUGGCUCUGGGCUGGCAGAAGAGAAAACAGACCUACCCAGGGCUCAGAGCUGGGGGUGGGUAGGAAACUUGCCUUGGAGACCCUUCCUCUGAACUUUGUGCUCAUUUUUCAUCCUCACCCCUCUGCUUCCCUUCUGCAAAAGCCCAUCUCUUCGCCCAGCCUGGGUCCUAUGACUUUUCUCUCCCUCAACAGUCGGUUCCCGAUUCUGGUCCCCGGCCCCCAGCAGCGCCUGCCCCCUUCCCACCGGGGCCCCCCAUGAUGCCACCACCCUUCAUGCCCCCUCCAGGAAUCCCCCCACCUUUUCCUCCAAUGGGGCUACCCCCCAUGAGUCAGAGACCACCAGCCAUCCCUCCCAUGCCACCUGGCAUCAUGCCCCCAAUGCUUCCACCAAUGGGGGCACCACCACCGCUCACACAGAUACCGGGAAUGGUACCUCCCAUGAUGCCAGGAAUGCUGAUGCCCGCAGUGCCUGUCACCGCAGCGACGGCUCCGGGUGCGGACACCGCCAGCUCUGCUGUGGCUGGGACAGGCCCUCCGAGGGCCCUAUGGAGUGAGCAUGUGGCCCCUGAUGGGCGCAUCUACUACUACAAUGCUGACGACAAGCAGUCCGUGUGGGAGAAGCCCAGCGUGCUCAAGUCCAAGGCAGAGCUGCUGCUGUCCCAGUGUCCCUGGAAAGAGUACAAGUCGGACACAGGCAAACCUUACUACUAUAACAACCAGAGUAAGGAGUCGCGCUGGACCCGGCCCAAGGACCUGGAUGACCUGGAGGCUCUGGUCAAACAAGAGGCUGCAGGGAAACAGCAGCCGCCGCCACAGACACUACUACAGCCACAGCCUUCUCAGCCACAGCCUGACCCCCCACCUGUGCCACCUGGCCCCACCUCGGUGCCCACGGGCCUCCUAGAACCUGAGCCAGGUGGGAGUGAAGACUGCGAUGUGUCAGAGGCUGCCCAGCCCCUGGAGCAGGGGUUCCUGCAGCAGCUGGAGGAGGGCCCCAGCAGUUCUGCUGGACGGCGUCAGGCACCACAGCAGGAGGAAGAAGAAUCAAAGCCAGAACCAGAGAGGUCUGGCCUCAGUUGGAGCAGCCGGGAGAAGGCAAAACAGGCCUUCAAGGAGCUACUGAGGGACAAGGCUGUCCCCUCCAACGCUUCGUGGGAACAGGCCAUGAAGAUGGUGGUCACCGACCCCCGUUACAGUGCCUUGCCCAAACUGAGUGAGAAAAAGCAGGCAUUCAAUGCCUACAAAGCGCAACGGGAGAAAGAGGAGAAGGAAGAGGCCCGGCUAAGGGCCAAGGAGGCCAAGCAGACCUUGCAGCAUUUCCUGGAGCAGCACGAGCGCAUGACCUCCACAACCCGCUAUCGGCGGGCGGAACAGACCUUUGGCGAGCUGGAGGUGUGGGCUGUGGUCCCCGAGAGGGAUCGGAAAGAGGUCUAUGAUGAUGUUCUCUUCUUCCUGGCCAAGAAGGAGAAGGAACAGGCCAAGCAGCUCCGGCGCCGCAACAUCCAGGCCCUGAAGAGCAUCCUGGAUGGGAUGAGUAGUGUCAACUUCCAAACCACAUGGUCCCAGGCCCAGCAGUACCUCAUGGAUAAUCCCAGCUUUGCUCAGGACCAUCAGCUUCAGAACAUGGACAAGGAAGAUGCGCUGAUAUGCUUUGAGGAGCACAUCCGAGCUUUGGAGAGGGAGGAGGAGGAGGAGCGGGAGCGGGCCCGGCUUCGGGAGCGCCGCCAGCAACGCAAGAACCGGGAGGCCUUCCAGACCUUCCUGGAUGAGCUGCACGAGACAGGGCAGCUGCACUCUAUGUCCACCUGGAUGGAGCUGUACCCAGCUGUCAGCACUGAUGUCCGCUUUGCCAACAUGCUGGGCCAGCCGGGCUCCACCCCUCUGGACUUGUUCAAGUUCUAUGUGGAGGAGUUGAAGGCACGAUUCCAUGAUGAGAAGAAGAUCAUUAAGGACAUCCUUAAGGACCGGGGCUUCUGCGUGGAGGUGAACACAGCCUUUGAGGACUUCGCCCACGUCAUAAGCUUUGACAAGAGGGCUGCUGCGCUGGAUGCAGGCAACAUCAAGCUGACUUUCAAUAGUCUGCUGGAGAAAGCAGAGGCACGGGAGAGAGAGCGGGAGAAGGAGGAGGCACGAAGGCUGCGGCGCAGGGAAGCUGCCUUCCGAAGCAUGCUGAGGCAGGCUGUGCCUGCUCUGGAGCUGGGCACGGCCUGGGAAGAGGUCCGUGAGCGCUUUGUGUGCGACUCAGCCUUUGAGCAGAUCACCCUGGAGUCGGAGCGGAUCCGGCUCUUCCGAGAGUUCCUGCAGGUACUGGAGACUGAAUGCCAGCACCUCCACACCAAAGGCCGAAAACACAGCAGAAAGGGCAAGAAGCACCAUCACAAGCGUUCCCACUCGCCUUCAGGCUCUGAGUCGGAAGAGGAGGAGCUGCCCCCACCAUCUCUCCGGCCCCCCAAGCGGAGGCGGCGGAACCCCUCGGAGUCAGGCUCCGAGCCCUCUUCCUCACUUGAUUCUGUUGAAAGUGGGGGUGCUGCCCUUGGAGGACGAGGUUCCCCAUCCUCCCGCCUUCUCCUUGGAUCAGAUCAUGGCCUUCGGAAAGCCAAGAAACCAAAAAAGAAAACGAAGAAGAGAAGACACAAGUCGAACAGUCCUGAGAGUGAGACAGACCCUGAGGAGAAAGCUGGCAAGGAGAGUGAUGAGAAAGAACCAGAACAGGACAAGGACAGGGACCUCCGUCGGGCAGAGCUCCCUAACCGUUCCCCAGGCUUUGGAAUUAAGAAGGAGAAGACGGGCUGGGACACGUCGGAAAGCGAGCUGAGCGAGGGUGAGCUGGAAAGACGGCGGCGGACGCUCCUGCAGCAGCUGGAUGACCACCAGUGACCUGACAAGCCACCCUGCCUCGGGUCUGUGUGAGGCUGUGGCCUAGGUCACCCUCACCGUCUGCCCCAGACUUCUUCCUUAGUUGGGUCUGUGUCCACUUUUCCUCAAGUAACCCCAACCCCAUCACACCAUUGCAGGCACCUACCAAGGUUGCUCGUGGUGUUCAAGGGUCCCCCACUUCCCGGACAACUAGUGCAGUCCUUGCCCUCAGCCCCUGACCGGAGAUUGGUGGUGUAUGCCAUACGGGGUGGGUGGUGCCAGUAGAUAAAAUGUGAGGGGGGGGCCUCUAGGAAGAGGGACAGGCUGGUGGACACAGCCUGGGUGGCAGAGGGCAGGAUCCUUACCCUCUAGCAUCAGUGCCUGCUCCUGCCUGCCCAGGGCCCUUGGGGCUCCACCACUCCUUCCUCCAGCCCCAGGGCCCAGUGUAUGUGUGUUUUGUUUUGGUUUGGUUUUGGUUUUUAAAUAACAAUAUUUAUAACGUGGCCA
Messenger RNA from Vicugna pacos (alpaca), 4287 nucleotides. Lineage: Eukaryota; Metazoa; Chordata; Mammalia; Artiodactyla; Camelidae. The record is from RefSeq and is a predicted model, not a curated record.